This is a messenger RNA of Guillardia theta CCMP2712, 663 nucleotides long. RefSeq lists its product as hypothetical. The record is from RefSeq and is a predicted model, not a curated record. Lineage: Eukaryota; Cryptophyceae; Pyrenomonadales; Geminigeraceae. The transcript is spliced from 8 exons. The coding region runs from base 1 to 663 and encodes 220 amino acids.
AUGUAUCAGCCGGUCGCAGUUCAGCAGAUGCAGCCUCCCAUGCAGACCAUGUUCGUUCCGGCGAUGCAGCCGCAGCCGCAGAUGAUGGUGACAAUGCAGUCCCCUCCUCCUCCUCCUCCUCCUCCUCAAGCUCCUGCUCCGAUGUACUCUACCCAGGCGGCACCUCAAGUUCAGUAUGUCACCUCUACUUCUGCCAUGCCCCAGCAGUACGUUCAGUCGUAUGUUGAGGUGGCACAACCUCAGUACCAGGUUGUGCAGGAACCGGCAGUGCAGUACGUGCAGCAGGCCCCAGUCACUCAGUACGUGCAGAGCACAACUCCCGUGCAGUAUGUCCAGCAGUCAGCUCCGAUGCAGCAGUUCGAACAGAGCUAUGCCUAUGUUGUGAGUCGUCCUUUCUCUCUCUCUCUCUCCAUGCAGCAGCAGCCCCAGCAGCAGUACGUGUACGCUCAGCAGGCCCCCGUGACUCAGUACGUGGUCCAACAACCUGUCUAUGAGCAGCAGUACAUCGCACAGGAAUCGCAGCCCCCCAACCAGGGCUAUUCGUAUGGGUACCAGCAGCAGCAGGUGCAGGAGCAGUAUGCUCAACCCAACGCCUGGAGCGCUCCUCCCUCCCAGCAAUUCCCCGGUCAGCCUCCCAUGGGAGAGUAUGGAACGCAGAUGUGA